GUCGACAGGUUGAAAGACGGCGCGCGUAGCAUUUCGUUUAAAUGCACACGUUGACAAAAUUGCAAGAUUUUCUUCAGCGUAUCGAUCUCGUAUACGAAAAGUUCUCAAUAACAGUCUGUGACGGUGCGUUCUUACGAUUGAAUUGAGAACGUUCAUUGUAAAUUUCAAUUGUGCAUUUUUCAAUAAUUUUUACGUCUUAUAAUAUUGAACCAAUACAAUGAAGGCUCCACUUGCGAUCGCCUGCGUAUUUCUGGGAUGUUGUAGCAACGUAAUGUUCCUGGAACUACUCAUCAAAGAGGAUCCCGGAGUCGGUAAUCUAAUAACGUUUUCUCAGUUCCUGGCAAUUUCUUUGGAGGGUUUCAUAUUUACAUCAAAAUUUGGAAAGGUCGAGCGAGUAAUACCUCUGAAGCAAUACAUGAUACUGGUGUCGAUGUUCUUCGUGACAAACGUCUGCAAUAAUUAUGCAUUUAACUUCAAUGUACCGAUACCCCUCCAAUUGGUGUUCAGCUCGAGUACUCUCACAGCUAACAUGAUCGCGGGAAUAAUAAUUAUGAAGAAAAAGUACGAAAGCAGCAAGUACGUGUCAGUUGCUUUGAUAACUGUAGGGAUACUUCUCUGCACGUUUGUCAGUGGAAAAAAUGUAGAGCAUCUACAGUCGAUUACAAAACCUCUUGAGCUUACGACCCCUUUGGAAGAUUUUUACCGGUGGAUGAUUGGAAUAUCACUACUGACAUUGGGUCUGUUCACAUUAGCUGGAACCGGUCUUUAUCAGGAGACCUUAACUGCUAAUUAUGGCAAACAUCCUAAAGAGUCUCUUUUUUAUGUGCAUGUUUUGGCUUUGCCUUUCUUCAUAUCACUGCUGCCAAACAUUUAUAAACAUUUUAUCAUAAUCGUCCAAUCAAGGCCAAUUGAAAUCAUUGGUUUUAUGAUCCCAAGAAGCAUCCUCCAUCUCAUUGGUAAUUUGCUCACGCAAUAUAUGUGCGUAUGUUCGAUUUUCAAAUUGAUAACCGAAUAUUCUUCACUGACGGUAACAUUAGUGUUGACACUGCGAAAAUUUUGUUCUCUCCUCAUAUCAGUAAUGUACUUCAACGAUGCCUUCACGAUUUAUCACUGGAUUGGCACGAUUUUUGUGUUCAGCGGUACGUUUAUGUAUACCGCACUGGAAUCAGCGAUGGUAUCGGAUGCACCGAAAUCGGUGAAGUACCAAACGAGACCGGAGCUCGAUGAAUGAUCGACUACUUUGAAGAUUAAAGUUAAGAGAACGAAAUUUAUCAUGAAAGUGAAGUAAACAUUCUUUCGAUCGAGACACGAAAUUUUUUGUUAUCUAAAAUUUUGAAGUUGUCGAUACCGAAGUGAACAGUGAAAAAUUUCAGUACUACCGAAUGAAAUUCGCAUUACGAUGCUUU
This is a messenger RNA of Venturia canescens, 1406 nucleotides long. RefSeq names its product UDP-xylose and UDP-N-acetylglucosamine transporter-like. Lineage: Eukaryota; Metazoa; Arthropoda; Insecta; Hymenoptera; Ichneumonidae. The record is from RefSeq and is a predicted model, not a curated record. The transcript is spliced from 5 exons. Gene Ontology annotation, cellular component: Golgi membrane; endoplasmic reticulum membrane. Gene Ontology annotation, biological process: transmembrane transport. Gene Ontology annotation, molecular function: UDP-N-acetylglucosamine transmembrane transporter activity; UDP-xylose transmembrane transporter activity. Bases 218 to 1231 code for a protein of 337 amino acids.